Messenger RNA from Ahaetulla prasina, 11391 nucleotides. RefSeq names its product Rho GTPase activating protein 23 (gene ARHGAP23). Gene Ontology annotation, molecular function: phospholipid binding; protein binding. Lineage: Eukaryota; Metazoa; Chordata; Lepidosauria; Squamata; Colubridae. Gene Ontology annotation, biological process: signal transduction. Bases 462 to 5747 code for a protein of 1761 amino acids. The transcript is spliced from 24 exons. The record is from RefSeq and is a predicted model, not a curated record.
ACGCCUCCUCCUCCUCCUCUUCCACUUCUCCCCUUGCAAUUAGCUUUGUGCGUGCAGCCCUAGGGGCUUUUCCCUCUCUGUUUCCACCUUCUCUAGGAAGGGGAACGUGUUAUUCCAAGGCCAGUUGACAUGUUCACUUGAGUGUAUGUGCCUACAGAUAUCUGGCGUGCCUGGACUUGGAAAUCAACGUUUGAUAUGCAAGACAAAAGACUUGAGACAGCGAGAACAACUUUUUGAAUAGGAGAGAAGAGAAACAAACGAGCAAACAGGCUUUAUGCUGAAGCUCAGAACAGUAAGGGAGAAAACUGUGUAUAACUGACCAGAGAAUCUCAAUGAAACCAGAACAACCUGGCUUUUGGAAAAAAAGCUAUUGAAGCCUCCAAGUUUGCUCUGAUCAGCUGGUUCUGUCCCUUUUGAUAUUGUUGCUUCUGGAUCAGAAAUUUUCUUUGCUUCAGAGUGGAAUGGUAGAAGAAGGUAGAAGCCGGGGAGAUCGAGCUCCCUGUAGUGGCAGGCAACAGAGAUCUCCACAUUUUCCUUCCUCAUCACAACGGGGCAUUUCAGUGGUAAGCAAAGCAGUAUGGAGUGUGGCACGAACAGGGAAUGGAUGGCAUUUUGAGCAAGCUGUUGGAGUAGAUUGUAGUUUGCCGGAACCCCGUUGCAUCUGGCUGACAAGUUUGCGGAACAAUGAUGCUGAAUGUUGGGAGAGACGAUGGCGGCGUGCUGGAGCAAUGAUGGCCUGGCAGAAAUGCCAGGCACGACCCAGGAGGGCCAGGAAGCUCACGCCAAAACUGGUCCAGAGGGAUGGUACAGCCACAAAUGCCAAUGCGCCCCCCGUGGAGUCCUUUCCCUGGGUGGGACCAAAGACAGUGGUGCUGCACAAGAACCUUCAGGGCGGUUAUGGCUUCACUCUCCGGCAUUUCAUUGUCUAUCCCCCAGAAUCAGCUGUACACACCAACGUGAAGGAAGAAGAAAAUGGAAACAGAACAGCGCCUCCACGGAACCGGUUGGAACCCAUGGACACCAUCUUUGUCAAAAAUGUAAAGGAAGAUGGGCCAGCACACCAGGCUGGUCUCCAGACAGGAGAUCGACUAGUUAAAGUAAAUGGUGAAAGCAUCAUUGGGAAAACCUAUUCACAGGUUAUCAGCCUCAUACAGAACUGUGAAGAUGCUUUGGAACUCUCCAUUAUGCCAAAAGAUGAGGAUAUUCUGCAACUGGCAUAUUCUCAAGAUGCAUACUUAAAGGGCAAUGAACCAUACUCUGGAGGGGCACAGAGCAUUCCUGAGCCACCACCUAUAUGCUAUCCUCGUAAAAAUUAUCCAUUUCAGUCAAGACGGGAUGUUUCAACAGCUGAAAUUUACCAGGGACAACAGGUGGAUAAUAGGCAGUCCUAUCAUUCAGGGUCCUCAGGCCCAUCUUCUCCUUUGAAUAGCACUGCAGUUCACAAAACUCAUUUAAGUGCCUGGACUGAAUCCAAACAAAAUUUCGCUAGCAACCAUUCCAGUCCUGCCCAUUGUACAGAGGAGGUCCAGUAUGGAAUGACUCAACGGGCACCUAUUCCAAGGCAUAUCCCAGCUUCUGGUUCUUUCUCCCAGUACCCCAAUAGCACUUGUCCAGGUUCUGUAGCCUCUCCCUCACCUUACAUUCCUUCCACUUACUCUAUGCCCAACCACAGCUGCUAUGGACCCCCCAAACAUCUUCCUGAUCAUCACCCACAUGGUGGAUUGAAGGAUGCUCAUCGUGAGGGCAGGCCCUCACGGGAAUGCAUUCGAGCUGGACCCAAAUCUAUUAGCCGUCUAGAAUGCCAACAGGCCUUGUCCAACUGGAUCUCAAGUCAAGUACCACGGCGAAGCUCUUCAGAGGAGAGAUGCAGUGCUAUGCCACCUCGUUACCGAAGUGUAUCUCAAGACCAUCUGGGAGAUGUUUUGUCCUCCCGGGGAUGGUCUCAUAGUGCUUCCCAAGAAACUUUAAUUCAGUCUUCAGCUCAUGAUAACUGGAGUUACCGCGCAAGAUCAGAUAACUAUCUGGUGAAAUAUGGGCAAUCCAUGGAAGCUCUUGAACAGGCUGAUUUGGUUUCUCCUAGUUAUGGGAGGUGCAUAUUGCCAUCAGACAGGUUUUACCAGCAUGGGCAAAUUAACCGAGCCCAGCCUAAUCAUCCAAGUACUUGUAUUCCUUCUGCCUCUUCUAGAGAUCCUCCCUCUGUACAUGUGCAAAAACAUCCUUCUCAGCCCAACCUCCAGAGCAUUGAUGACUCUGGUUAUAUUGGCUACCGAAGCUACAGCCCUUCAUUCCAGCGUCGGACUGGCUUGCUCCAUGCUCUUUCUUUCCGCGAUGCUACUUUUGGAGAUCUUCCAACAUUUAAUAUUUCUCAAAGGCAGUUGAGUCACUCAACACCAUCUUACGUUGAGAAGUCUUUGCCUACUGCUGUGCUUUCAAGUGCUCCUUCUACUUGUCCAGACCCUUUCCUGGACAGCAGCCCAGAGAUCCUAAUGGACCAAAGAUCAGCCAAACAGGAGAAUGAUGUGAAAUCCUUUGAGCAGAUUUCUUCAUCUCAAGCUAUAGAACCACCACAAUCUGAUGCUGAGGAGAGAAAAGAUGAAGUGGUUCUUCGACAGAAGCCCCCAACAGGACGUAAAAUGCCUCCUCCUGCAAGACAGAUGAAUUUUGUCUUCCCCAGUGAUCUAAAGGAAACAGACAUUUGUGAUCCACCUGCUCCGGCGCCGGCAGCCAAUAAAGAAAACAAGAGGGGUGUGGCCCCUUUGGCUACACCAGAGGAUUCACUUGCAUUCAUCCCAUUUAUUGAUGAACCGACAAGCCCCAGCAUUGAUCUGAAGGCAAAGCACAUCCCUGCUUCCUCUGUUGUUUCCAGUGCCAUGAAUUCUGCCCCGGUGCUCUCUGCUAGCCCUUCUUCACCUACCUUCACCUUUGCCAUGAAUCGCCAUUAUUCCCAGGAUUGUAGCAAUAUCAAAGCCAGCCGUCGAUCUUCCUACCUCUUAGCCAUAACCACAGAACGCUCCAAGUCAUGUGAUGAUGGUCUGAAUACAUUUCGGGAUGAGGGAAAACUUUUAAGGAGAUUGCCAAGUCGUGUACCUAGCCUACGUAUGUUAAGAAGUUUCUUUACUGAUGGGUCUUUGGAUAGCUUGGGUACCUCUGAAGACACACGUUCAAAGAGGCAUUCCACCUCUGAUCUUUCGGAUGUCACUUUCAGUGAUGUGAGGAAAGAGGGCUGGCUCCACUAUAAACAGAUCCUCACCAAAAAAGGCAAAAAAGUUGGCGGAGGCAUCCGGCAAUGGAAACGGGCCUUUGCUGUCCUGCGUGCACACUCGCUCUACUUAUGCAAGGACCGAAGGGAGGCUGUGGCCCUUGCCCCGCCCCCAGGUGAGGAGGAGCAGCCACCAAUCAGCAUCCGAGCGUGCCUGGUAGACAUCUCCUACAGUGACACCAAGAGGAAGCACGUCUUCCGGCUGACGACCGCUGACUUCUGUGAAUGUCUCUUUCAGGCCGAGGACCGGGAUGACAUGCUGGCCUGGAUUAAAGCCAUCAGGGAGAGUAGCAAAGCCGAGGGCGAGGACCCUGGGUUUGCAAGCCAAGCACUGAUCAAUAAGAAACUAAAUGAUUACCGAAAAGUGAGUUCCUCAGGGACCAAACCAGAUUCUUCCCCCAAAGGUCUUCGAGUGUCAGGGAUGAAGUCAGAAGGCCAGAAGCAAACAGGAAUAGCUCCACCCUACUCCCCACGACAAGAUGGAGUAACAGUAAAAGAUGACACUGUUCCUCAGAAAGCACCUUGGGGCAUCAACUUAAUGAAGAAAAGCAAGAAACCUCUUCCAAGAGCAUUUGGUAUAAAGUUAGAAGACUGCCAGCCAGCUCCUGACAACAAGAAAAUCCCCUUGAUUGUGGAAGCCUGUUGCAAGGUAGUGGAAGACAAAGGUUUAGAAUACAUGGGCAUCUAUCGAGUCCCAGGGAACAAUGCUGUGGUAUCCAGCCUACAAGAACAACUAAACAAAGGGGCAGCAGAAAUCAACUUGCAAGAUGAGAGAUGGCAGGACUUGAAUGUUAUUUGCAGCCUCUUGAAGUCCUUCUUCCGGAAGCUCCCAGAGCCUCUGUUUACCGACGAUAAAUACAAUGACUUUAUUGAAGCCAACCGGAUUGAAGAUGCCAGUGAAAGGAUGAAAACCUUACGCAAACUGAUCCGGGAUUUGCCAGGCCAUUAUUAUGAGACUCUCAAGUUCCUGGUGGAACACCUCAAGACAAUUGCAGACCAUUCUGAGAAGAAUAAGAUGGAGCCGCGGAAUCUUGCCUUGGUAUUUGGUCCCACGCUAGUUCGAACAUCGGAGGAUAACAUGACUGACAUGGUGACACAUAUGCCUGAUCGCUAUAAAAUCGUGGAGACCCUCAUACAACACUCAGACUGGUUUUUCAGUGACAAGGAAGAAAAAGGUGAAAAGACCCCUAUAGAUGAACAAGAGGCCCAGUCAAUGCCAAAUAUUGAAUACCUUCUACCCAACAUUGGAAGAACAGCAGCAUCAGGAGAUGCUUCAGAUUCAACUAAUAGUGGAUCAGCUAAAUCAAAGGCUUCAUGUGGCUCACGGAAAGAGCACUACCAUAAAGAGAUGCUUGCCAUCUCCUUCAUCUCAGCCGUCAACCGCAAGAGGAAGAAGCGGAGAGAGACCAAGCGUUUUGGGAGCAGCACAGAUGAUGAUUCUGAGCAUGAGUCAGCUGUCAAGAGAGACGAGGAGGAGGAGGAAGAAGUGGCUCAGGAGGAAGAAAGAGAGGCUGAAAGAUUCGAGAGUAGCAGCAGAGCUCCAGUUCCUGAUGUGCAGGAAGUCUUCCAAAGCCGAGCAAAAUUAGAAGCAGAGCAAGUAGAAAGAAAAGUGGCACCUCGAGGAAGCCCAGAGUUGGCCCUGGAUGCCCGCUCAAUUGUAUCAGGUUACUCCACUCUGUCUACCAUUGAUCGCAGCCUAUGCUCUGAGGUGCAGUCAGUAGCAGAGAGCCGUGGGGAGGAGGCAGAUGAUGAGCGGAGUGAAUUUAGCCAUGUGGAGACAGAUACUGAGAAUAGCUUUGUGCCAAAACAGCCUGGGAUGCUUCCCAAAGGAGCUGGUGUGGCAGUAGUAGAGGAAGGGGGGGCUGCUGCUUCUGAAAAGAUAUCACACAACCGAACCUCCUUUAGUUCCCAUCACCUCAUGCAGUGUGACACUUUGGCACGGCGCAAACUUUUGCGGCCCCGACACAAUAGUGAGUCUUCUUCCAAGGGUAGCACUGAUGUCCCAAGUUCCAGUUCCCCAGGCAGUCAAGAGUCAUUGCAGCCUGUGGGUGCCCCUGAGGUCCACACCCGACUUUCCCUCACAGAACAACUUCGACUCCGCCUCCGCGGCUCUGCAGAUGACAUGCUGGCUGUGCGCCUGCGAAAGCCACAUUCACCUGAGACACGGCGCAAGAAGAACAGUUGGCGGCGCCAUACUGUAGUGGUCCCUGGUGGUCUCAAAGACCUCAAUUAUGAGUGGAAGGAACAACAUGUAUUGGGGACUACUGAAGCUGGUCCACUAGACUCCUCGAAUAGAGGUGCGCUAAGGGACAACAAAGACUCUGGGCUUAGCAGCCUAGAGUCAACCAAAGCUCGGUCUUCCUCAAUCACACCAGGGAACAUGACAGUUCCUAACCAGCAGAGUGAGCCACAGCAUCGUAAAGGCAGCUCUGAGGGGCGUUCAGCUCCCCGACGUACAGCCUCUUUACGUUUCCACCAAUGUCUUUAGGUAGCCUUUUGUUGAAGCUCUUGUAGAAUGGAUGAAAGGAAAACUUGGCUUGCCCAUGGUAACAGCCUUGUCUUGAGAAUGGAGGAGGGUGCUCAUAGAUGCAGCCACACUUGAAAGUUCCCAGUACUGGCCUUACUUUGUCUUUUUUCAUACCUCGAUCUUCAGUGGAGCAAGAAACUCUCCUCCUACCUACCCCAUACCUAUCCUUGCUUUCUAUUUCCCCCAGAUAUUAAUUUAAUCACACCAUGGUUUUGUGAUUUGUGAAUUUAUUUAUUCUCCUCUUUCCUUAUCCCCAGGAUGGCAGUCAAAAACGAAACAAAACAAAAAAGCUGAGGUAGGUCUGAUACAAGGAGGGCCAUUCAUUCAGCCCAUUGAAAAAUCUUGAUUUGGGAUUGACUAGAGUUAUCCAAUUGAUGGGAUAAGCAGCUUCAUCCCUGCUUCAAAAUUCUGGGUCUGCAAAUAAAGGAUAUUUUUGGAGGAGGAGAGAAUCAAAUAGAAUUCCUCCAGUUAAUUUUCCUAAUUUUCAUUAGUCCCUGGUACCUCUUUUCUGUAUUUAUUUGAAAGAGGCCUUGGAACUGGGCAAACCAGAUCAGAGAUAUUCAUGAAUUGAACCCACUUCCAUUUAAUCACUGCUGUGGGUUCACAUUUACAUGAUGGAUUCCUCUCUACCCAAAGUUCCUCUCACUGUUAUCUAAGUGGCAGUUGAUGAUGUUGGGAGGUUUUGAAUGUUCCCCUAAAAAUAUCCAUUGCUCCUUUUCUACCUUUCCUCUAGAAAAGCAAAUUCCAAAAUCUUCCAUCUAUCAUAGCUUGGCCUUUGUCAGGUUCCUACAGGGAGGGUUAUAUUAUCUUGACUUCUAGCACAUGCAUCAAAAUCUUGUAGAUAUAAGCAAACUCAGGAUUAUGUAUGGUAUAGUCUCAGCUGCACUUGAAGACUGUUUCAUGUGAAAACUGCAGAGGUAUAAUGGUCCCUGAAAGAUGCAUAAUCUCUACCACAUGUAAAGGGCACUGCUGUUUUCCUCCUCCUCCUAAAGCACGGGUGUCAAACUCGAUCGCGUCAUGUGACGUAUCACAAUGUUUUUGCCUUUGCGGAGCCGGGGUGGGCGUGGCCUGCACAUGACGCAUCUGGCCCACAAGCCACCAGUUUGACAUCCCUGCCCUAAAGUGAUGUCGUCUCUAAUUUUCAAAAGUCACAAAGAGAUUUAUGGCAUCACAUUAUCUGAUGCAUUGCAGCUUUGGCUUUGAAAGCUUUGGCUGCAAUAAAUCUGCUGGCAUUUAACAGCAUCUCAAAAUGCUUUGGUUUUUUUGCAAGACUAACAUGAUAUAUACAACUGAUGAUAUGAAUUCUAAAUGAUACAGUACUAAAUGGUACAACUCACUGUGCCUUUAAGAAUAUAGUCCCAUUUUUUUGCUUAGCUCAUCUAAGAUUUUCUUGUAAGUCUUAGCUAAGGAUGCAAACUUUUUCCAGACUGAUUUUUCCUUUCAGGCUGUGACAGUAUCCCCAUUUGAAUAGCACUCUCUGCUCCUAUCCCCUCAUAACAGAUAGUACAGUCUAGGGGGAAACAGAUGUGAUUAAUACCAUUAACACAAUAUUGUAUGCAGAAUACAUGAGGGCAGUAUUUUAGGGAGAAAAUUAGUUUAUGCAAAUGAUAAUUGUGUGGAGUGAAUCACCUGCUAAGGUGGCAUAUGUGUACCUUGUUUUAGUUAACAGUGCUUUUCUAUGUGACCUCCUAUGUUCAGUGGGAGAAAGGAUGAGUACAGGCGCUAUGUGAUUUUGGGGUUUGGAAAAAAGCAAGAAGAGGUAGAGGAAAAACACACCAGGGCCCUGUGCAGAUGUGCCAAAAAGGAGCCUCAGUGAUUUUUUAAAAAAAAUAUUUUAGAAUUUCCAGAGCAUAAGUUGACAUGAUUCAAUUCAAGCCUUUGUUAUGAUGAAAGGCUGAAAUGUCAAGUCCGUGCCAUUCUCUUCUUUACCGGUAACUUCCACAACUCACUCUUUCUCACAAAAGAGCAAUAUUUGAUUUUCAUGGUGCUACAUUUAUUUUCAACAGUGUCUUUCUCUUUAGUUUUCUCAUUAUACCACAUGGAAGUAAACCAAGGAGCCAUUUUAUUACAUGUUGCUGAUCAAGUAGGGUUUUCCAUUUUGCUCUUCCUUGCAAUUCCUUCAAAAUAAGAGACUUAACAUUUGUUUUUUUAUCUUGUGGAUAUAAAAGAUUCCCCCACCUUAUGUCUCUGUAGAAUUUCAUUUGGUCAUAAAAGCAGGAAGUAUUCUUGUGAUGAAUAAAUAUGAGAGAUGAUCUUUUAAGAUACAUGUUUUGGUGUUUAAUAGUUACUACUUCACCCCUUAUGCCUCAAUACAAAAUUCUUACCCCCUUGGAAGGAGUUGCAUAACUUUUAAGAAAAAAAAUGUUGCUGCGAAAUAACUUUCUCCACUUUCCUGUCAAGAUAUAUUUUAAUUGAAAAAGAAAAUGAAAAAGUCAUUGGGGGGGGAACCAAAUCAAAAUCCUGACAUUCUUGAAAUUCACUGGGUGUCUCAGAGCAAAGUACUCUUUCUGCAAAAUAAUAAUAAUAGUGGCAAAUUACUCUUGAAUUUCAAUAUUUGCUGAUACAUUCCAAAAUCGUAAUCACUGAAUGAAAAAAGGAAAUAUCAUUUUCAUGGAAAUAAUUCUCUUACCACAUGUUGUGUUGUUUUGUUUAUGUAUCUUAUUCCAGGUAUUACACACGGAUGACAUUCCAGUUGUAACACCAAAUAUAAGUCUCAGGCUUAAAAAAGUCAAUGAAUAUAUUAGGUUAUAAUGCAAAACCAAUACACAAGAAGAACAGGCAAGGGACAAGAUGUCCUUGGUUAAGGAUAGAUUUCAAUGCUGGUCUUGCUUAUAUUAAAUGCACCACCUAAAUGGGUAUGCUACACUGGUUAUAUACAUGGUGCAGUACAUUUUUCACUAUAGUCUGCCUAGCUCAUUCUAUGAUGUCUGUGGUUUAAUGACAGAUGGCUAUUUUUGUAGGAAGGGUUAGCUGUAGGUUAAUUCUUUGUAAAGAUGUUAUCAUGAAGAAAUGCUUUUGUAUCUGGACUUUUUAAGAACAAAGUGCAUUAAAGUUGAUGGUUUCUCUCCGCCAACAUCGACAGCAACACUAGGCACUAAAUGUCACACUUUGACCCAAUGCCAUAUUACAGUCCCUGCAGGGUUGCAAUGUUAUAUUUUCAGGAAGUAUGUGUCACCACAGAUGUAGCAGUAGGACCAAAACAGAAUGACAAUGAAUGGGAGCUUGCCAGCUUGAUAAUUAUUCCAAGUAUUUUAUUUUUAAAGGGGGCGGUGGGAAGCAAUUUGUGUUUUGGUGCAAAACUGAGGUCCUGUUUAUACAGCAAGAUCAAGAUCCUAUUGGUUACUGAUUCUCCACUUGUAAAGUUGCAAAGUCAAAGAUAAAACUCAUUCUGUAACUUCCUAACCAAGAACAGAACAGGCCUCUCAAACCUGCCUUCAUUUACACUGUGAAAUGAAAGCGUCAGGAGUACUGUCUGUCUUGAUUAAGCUAGUCUUGGUGGCUUGGUAAUUGAACAGGUAAAAACAGUUUUAAAGCACACUGUAUGUAGCAGCUAUACCAGGGGUGUCAAACUGGAUUUCUUUGGGGGCUGGAUCAGCAUUUUAGUUCCUCGUGGCCCUGCCGGGAGAUGGGAUGGAUGCCUCCUGCAGCACCCUGCCAGGCAAAAUGGGAUGCAGGGAGCCUGUGCAUGGGGGUCUGAUGCCCCGUUUUCAGCCUGGAUGGCCUCCAGCACUUUGCCAGCCAAAUCAUUAUGUGGGGUGAUGCAUGUACCCACCCUUGCAUCCCAUUUGGCCAGCAGAGUGCUGCAGGAGGCUGUCCAGGAUGAAAUGGGGCACCCCCCUCCCAUUUUGGCUGCCAGAGGCAUCGCAGGCUGGUCCUUUGCUGUUUCCAGGCCUGCACCACAGGCUAGAUUUAAGCACUCUGCGGGCCGGAUCUAUCCCACGGGACUCGAGUUUGACACCCCUGAUCUAUACUGAACUUUCAAACAUUCAAACAUCCUUUUUGAACUGUCACAACCAUCUUUAUAAGUUACCUGAUAGAAUUUGCAGUGAUUAUAAAGAGAUGCAAAACAAUCCCACAUGAAAUUCGACCAACCUCUUGCCUCUGGAUCUGGGCAAGUGACUGGUGCUUUACAUGGCCCCAGCUCCCUUCCCUUAAAAACUUGCAGCAUAUUGUAGCCAGUGGUGUCAGGGGUAUGUGUCAAAAAGUCAAGAUGGUUUGUGUGAUUCAACAAUUGAAGCUGUGUGAUGCAUGAUAAAAAAGAGGCAGAGUUUCCAUUGUGCAGGUGCAACAUUUCCCUCAUACGAUCUUGACUUUUUGAACAAUCCAUGCUGGUGGAUAUUCCUGAUUAUCUCUUGGGUUGUUAUUUAAUAAUAAUGGCUCAAUGACUGUCUUUGUAUAUGAUUUUUUUUUUAAAAAACCAUUUUGCAAUCAUUCUUAAGGAUUCAUUGUCUCACUGGCAGUGUAUGUGUGAAAAAGCAUCUCUUUUGCUCACAACUGGAUUCUCCCUUCCAGACAAAAUCCAUCAGAUUGAGACUACCCAGUUCCAUGUGAAGUAGAGUUGGACUGCAAGCUAAAGUGGUGGUUUAACUUCAAAAAUUUCAAUUGAAGUCAAGGUAUUACAGAAGUGCCUCCUUGGUGCUGUCAAAUGGCAGCUGUUUUUUAUAUUCAUCUGGUGUGAAACAUAUGAAAAAAGGACAGAGCUAUGAUCAUCUACUUGCAGCUACCAUGUUGACUUCUCUUCAAGCCCUUCUUACAAGCAUACCUGUUUCAUUUUUUUGUUGUUGUUCUAAGGGAGGCGUCCCCAGUUGUUUAUAUGUGCCUUUCAUGAGAAGACUUCUUUCCCUAUUUGUUACAGGCUCUUCAGUGUCUGGUGGUUGAAGUGUUAGCCUAAGAGGUGGUCAAUAAAUGUAUAAAAUGUAUUAAAAUAUUUCAUUGAGGUAAACAAUCUUAAAAACUUCAAAUUUUAAUGGUUCACGUGACUCCAUUACUGCUUCUGCUUGUAAACAUUCUUUGAAACUUGAAAUCUCACCUAGGAUUUAGGUAAUUGUAUGUCUCCUCUGCAAAACACCCAUCUAUCUUCUAGUGUUGGCCUGUUUGUGACUUUGAAAGUCAAUCCCUAACGGGAUGUAAAGGACUUAAACUCUGUGCUAUUGGAAACAUAAAAGGAAGGUAAACCACAAAGCACCAAAACUACAACUUCCCUAAUAGGUGUACAGUUUGUGCUGUAUUUGAAGAAGCAGAAAAUUUGUCUCUGCUUUGCUCUGUCUUCCAUGUGUUCUAAGUAUGUGUCUUACCACAAUUCCAUUGAGACUUCGAAAAGGAGCAUGUAGAUGUGUGCAGGUGUGGAAUUUAAAACUGAACAAAAUUAAGUAGUUGGCUGUACUGUAAUACGUUGUCCUUAUCCUUUUAUGCAACUAUGUGCUGUAAAGUUUUAUUCACCUUUUUCACAUUUAUUUUGUAAAUAGCUUUUACAUGUGUAACAUAUGAUAAAGAGUUUAUAAGGAUUUUAAGGGGAGUGGGGGAAGCCCAAGACUUUUAUUUUUUUUUUCCUUUUUAAAAUGGAAGUUAUACAACCGUAGAUAUUUUGGUGGUGUUUUUUUUUUUU